AACCAAAUUAAUACAGGAUAUGUAGGUCGGUAUGUGUUAUACAGAUAUCGAUAUAGAAUGUUCAGUGUGGGUGGUGUUCACGUGUUUCCGUGCACCUAAUAUCGAGUCGUUAUCGUUGUAUCAUCGUAAAGUUCGUAAAAAGCGUCAUCUGCAAAAGAGUCAGAGUUGACCGUUCCAACUACCCAUCGCAUUUCCUAAAAGGCCAACUCGCGGUUCACGCUGCCGUGGAAGGUGUAAACGGGCGCAUAUUUGCGAAGUCAAUAACCGACACUCGGUCGUUUCCUGUGUUUCUGCGCGGCUUCAUAAAAAUGUGCUGGCGAUUCUCCGAGUCGUCAUUGUCGUGAAGGGUGUCUUCGCGGUCUACCAAUAACAAUCCUCUUCGGUGAGCAUGUCCUCGUGCGAUUUCUGGACAGGAAGUGUGUCGUCGGUAUGCAUCAAAAUACUGAUGCGCGUAACGUCUUCGCGGUGAAUGCGGCUUGAACAUAUCCUUUUCCCUACUUUCGUUGCUGCUGCCAUGCACUACUUCAUCAUUCUCUUCUUCAUGUCGAGGAAUAGACCGGACUGUACUAUGCUUUUGAAUAGCUUUGCGAUAACGAGACGAAUACGCUUCACUCAAGACUGAAAUGAGAAUAGUCAUCGUCCCAACUCCGAGCAAUGCCCAGACGAUAAAUACUGAGCGACCAGCAGGUGUUUGAGGUGUUUGAUCCCCAAAGCCGAUCGUAGUGAAUGCCUCGAAACCUUUAGAUUACGACAUUAGACGCUCGAAAUAGCAUGUGUGUCAAGUUAGAAGGUGGUAAUGGAACUCACAGAACCAUAUAGCCGCACCGAACGACCAGUUUUCGGUAGCGCUGAAUACUGCUGCACCAAUGAGCCAGAAAGUCAGGAAGAGUACCCAUACGCAAGUCAGCUUAACCAUGAACUCCUUUUUUAGAUUCUCAGUGAUAGUAUUAUCAAUGCUCAGCUGAGAAGUAAAUGUCGACUGUCCUAGCCUCUUCGUUUCCAGUCGUAAGAUAUUCUGAGCCUCCUGCAUCGCGAUUUCCGUCUGAUGUCCGGAUAGCGCUUCUACGUUCAAAUGCUUCCUUCUAAUAGUAACCCUCGACCCGGCAAUAUGUCUAACACGGUAAACAUAAACAGGUAAACCUGCUUGGGUUAGCUGGCGUUUAAUUGCAAUCUUCUCGGCGUGUCGCUCUCGACGUCGUUCUCGGGUCGCCUUCCUUCGCUCAUCAAGCGCACUUAGGUGUUUCUUAUAAGUAGCCUGGAAGCUCUCUAUGACUGUGUCAUUACAGAUGCCCACUGCGAGUGCGAGGUUGAGUAUCCCAAUCGUCGCGUGAAUGGCACAAAAUAUACGAGCGCCGAUCGUCUUCGGUGCGAUGUCGCCAAAACCGAUCGUUUCGAUUACGACGACGGUGAAGUACAUUCCAUCAAUGAAGUUUAGACCCAUUAGCAGCGAAUUGCAAAGUCCACCGAUUGCAAUCCACAUGAGCAAAAGCAUGACCACGAUUACAAGCGAGCGUUGUUUACGAGUCAAUCCACUAGACGCACGCGCGAAGUUCGGGGUGCGGACGUAGUCAAUGACUAGUGUUACGUUUGUAACUAGCGAUGCAAUCGUAGAGCACAAUGUGAACCAAAAAGAUUGGCCAUAUGUGAAGCCAUCGUUGAAUCUGUGGAUAACACCAAAGAUUGUCACUGCUGAGAUAUUAAUUGCGUCUAAGGAAUGUUCAUCAAGAUGAUACUUCCUUCAGUUCAGUACAUAAAAGAGAAGGUAGGGAAAGUAGAUGCAGACCGUGAAUUGUUAAUGCAACAAUGGCGACCAGGGUAGCUGUCCGGACUUUCUUCUCUAAGAAUCUAAUGAUAAUAGCAAUGUUCGCGAUCAGACCGCAUGCCAUCGAAAUGGCAAGACCCGUAUCAAGAAGUGCGCUGUUCUUUCGCGAAUAGACGAUCUUGUUGUUCUCAGUGAUGAUGUACCAGUGACCCGUGAGGCCCGGUAUCUCGAGCAGAAUAGAAAACGGAAUGACGAUGCCCGAUAAGAUGGGUAGAAGUCGAUGAUUAUGGUAUUCGUUACUCAGGUCAUCAGCGCUGCCGUCUGUCUGCAGGAUGAAAUCCUUGAUGGCAGCGAGACGAUUCCGAAGGCGAGAAAAGAGGCUUGGACGUGGUUGCAGUGGAGUGAUAGAAGCGGGCCUUGAAGUCGCCGAUUGCUCAGACGUUUCGCGAAGUCUCCGAUCUUCGUCGGAGUCAUCGUCGUUCAGGCUACGACGCCUACCGACAUGUCGAUACCCGCGAUCUUCCUGUUGUAACGACGAUGCUCUUCGUUGAGCAGCGUGUUUUUCGGCAUUGUUCGACGAGGUUCCUACUAGACCGUGCGUGCCACUCUCGAGAUCGCGAUCUCUUGUCCGACUCCUUCGAAAAAGCGAAACUCCUAAAAUAAAGAGAGGCAGCUGCAUCGAAUAAACCUACUGAGGUGCGAGUAGAGCAAGAACCCAGGAGGCUUGAAGAUAGAGGGGUAAAAUGCCACCAUAAGAACAAAUGGUGAUGGAGGCACUCCACAUAGUGCACAGGGACAAGACGCGUCCAAACGGAAUGGACGCAUAUAUCCACCUCCACGAAAAUGAUUGAAUACAUUUUAGAUACCAGAUCCAUACCCGAAAAUCACGGCCAACCUGCCUCACUACUCACCACCACCCAUAAUGGCAUCGUCGUCGCCAGCCGAGCUCCAGCAAUAUCAGAAGGACAUCAUUGAGGGCGCCAUGUCCGUCGGUGCACUCAAAUUCGGCUCCUUCACCCUGAAGUCUGGUCGCACCUCCCCGUACUUUGUCAACGCCGGGCUGCUCAGCACAGGCCCGCUCAUCUCCGCCGUCGCAUCCGGAUAUGCGGCCCUAAUCGCACAACAAAAAAUUCCCUUCGACGUCCUCUUCGGACCCGCAUACAAGGGAAUUCCCUUCGUCGCCGCAACGUCGCUCACACUAAACCGCGAGCACGGCAUAUCGGUCGGUUACGCGUACGACCGCAAGGAGGCCAAGGAGCACGGCGAGGGUGGACGGAUGAUUGGCUCAGACGUUCGCGGCAAGCGCGUAUUGAUAUUGGACGACGUCAUGACUGCUGGAACAGCGAUCCGCCAGUCGAUCGAUCUCAUCCGUCGCGAGGGAGGCACAGUUGUUGGCGUGGUGACGCUCCUCGAUCGAGAGGAGGUUACCAUAGACGGCAGAAACACCGUUAGGGAUGUCGAAGGAAUCCUCGGUGAAGGAAGAAAAGUGUCGACUAUUCUGCGCAUGCGAGACUUAAUGACUUGGCUGGAGAAUAAUGGACAAACGGACGUUGUGCAGCGAAUGAAGGCAUAUCGAGAUGAAUAUGGCGUCAAAGACUGAACUGGGAGUUAGAAAAUAGACGUGUGUAUAGAUUAAAUUUUGUGGGAAACAUAGCUAUUUC
Molecule: messenger RNA, 3423 nt
Organism: Fomitiporia mediterranea MF3/22
Lineage: Eukaryota; Fungi; Basidiomycota; Agaricomycetes; Hymenochaetales; Hymenochaetaceae
Product: orotate phosphoribosyltransferase
Exons: 6
Coding region: 2685-3362 (225 amino acids)
Biological process (GO): pyrimidine nucleotide biosynthetic process; 'de novo' pyrimidine nucleobase biosynthetic process; pyrimidine ribonucleoside biosynthetic process
Cellular component (GO): cytoplasm
Molecular function (GO): orotate phosphoribosyltransferase activity
Source: RefSeq, a predicted model, not a curated record